AUGGCGACGACGACGACAGCCACGGCCAUGCGGUCAAUUGGUCUUAAUCUAGCCCGUAUGAACCCUCCCAGCCAGGCUAUCAUGCGCCGGUCGUUCGUAACCUCGUCACGAUCCUUUGUCACUCGCGCCAGGCCUAGUAUCAAUAAGCACGACAGUCUACAGAAGAGCUUCCGCCGAGCAUACGCGGACGCGAAACCUGCUCUUGGUCCUGCGAAAAGGGCGAAAAGAUUCAGAUACUUCACCUAUCUUUGGAGACUUACUUAUCUGAGUGCUAUUGGAGGAGCUGCUUAUCUUGCUUAUGGCGUUUGGGACCUUAGACAUCCGGAUGACCAAUUCGAGCCCGAUCCUAAUAAGAAGAACCUCGUUAUUCUUGGUACCGGAUGGGGUGCAGUCUCUCUCCUCAAAAAGCUCGACACAGAGAAUUACAACGUUAUCGUCAUCUCACCAAGAAACUACUUCCUCUUCACACCUUUAUUGCCAUCAUGUACGACUGGAACAGUCGAACACAGGUCUAUUAUGGAACCUAUCCGCAGCAUAACGAGACAUAAGCAGGCGGCUGUCAAGUUCUACGAAGCCGAAGCAACUAAAAUCGACCCCGAACGGAAGACUGUUCUCAUCGACGAUAAUUCCGAUGUCAAAGGAGCAUCGAACAAGACCGAGGUCUCUUAUGACAUGCUUGUCGUUAGUGUUGGGGCUGAGAACGCUACAUUCGGUAUUCCUGGAGUAAAGGAGCACUCUUGUUUCUUAAAGGAGAUUGGUGACGCGCAACAAAUACGGAAGAAGAUUAUGGACUGCGUAGAGACGGCGACCUUUAAGGAUCAAUCCCCAGAAGAGGUGGAACGACUCCUUCAUAUGGUGGUGGUUGGCGGUGGCCCAACUGGUGUCGAGUUCGCUGGGGAGCUCCAGGAUUUUUUCGAUCAAGAUAUUAAGAAGUGGGUUCCAGAGAUUAGUGACAAGUUCAAGGUUACACUUAUCGAAGCGCUUCCCAACGUUCUUCCUAUGUUUUCCAAACAAUUGAUCGACUACACGGAAUCCACUUUCAAAGAAGAAAAAAUUACGAUCAAGACUAAGACUGCCGUCAAGAAGGUCACAGAUAAAACGGUGGAAGCCGAAGCCACUGGACCUGAUGGUAAGAAGACUACAGAGGUCAUGCCUUAUGGCUUGCUCGUUUGGGCGACCGGAAAUGCUGUUCGGCCUGUGGUCAAGGAUCUGAUGUCCCAGAUUCCGGCACAGAAAGAUUCCCGAAGAGGUUUGGCAGUCAACGAGUACUUAGUUGUCCAAGGAACUAAGGAUAUCUGGGCUACGGGCGAUUGUGCGGUCGCUGGAUAUGCGCCAACAGCGCAAGUCGCUUCCCAGGAAGGCGCCUUCCUUGCUAGACUUUUCAAUACCAUGGCGAAAAGCGAGGCUAUCGAGAAUCAGAUCCACGAAUUGAGCUCUAGCCUCAACUUGAAGCCUGGAGAUAGUGCGUCUGUUUCAAAGGAAAUCGAGGCUCAUGAGAAACAGUUACGAAGAAUUAAGGACAUCAAGCCAUUCCACUAUACUCAUCAAGGUUCAUUAGCUUAUAUUGGAAGUGAAAGAGCUGUGGCAGACGUCAGUUGGUUGAAUGGAAACUUUGCUACUGGCGGUGGAUUGACAUAUUUGUUUUGGAGAAGUGCAUACUUGAGCAUGUGCUUUAGCACACGUAAUCGUGUUCUCGUCGUUCUUGACUGGCUCAAGUCUAAAGCAUUCGGUCGAGACGUGUCCCGAGAAUAA
Molecule: messenger RNA, 1752 nt
Organism: Glarea lozoyensis ATCC 20868
Lineage: Eukaryota; Fungi; Ascomycota; Leotiomycetes; Helotiales; Helotiaceae
Product: FAD/NAD(P)-binding protein
Exons: 3
Coding region: 1-1752 (583 amino acids)
Molecular function (GO): NADH dehydrogenase activity
Source: RefSeq, a predicted model, not a curated record